This is a messenger RNA of Cantharellus anzutake, 1152 nucleotides long. RefSeq lists its product as uncharacterized. Lineage: Eukaryota; Fungi; Basidiomycota; Agaricomycetes; Cantharellales; Hydnaceae. Bases 151 to 999 code for a protein of 282 amino acids. The transcript is spliced from 6 exons. The record is from RefSeq and is a predicted model, not a curated record.
UCCCACCCUUCUCCUCGGAUUCUCACCUCUCUACUCCGUGGACUUGCUGGUCAUUCUGAUAAAUAUCAAGAAAUUUUAACUGGAUCGGAUAUCGCGCCAACGACAUCGACGCCACGCAACUUGAAGUCUCAAAUUACUAAGAAUAGAAACAUGAACGCUCCUACACUGGUUCUUCUGCAGGACGAAGGCCCGACCCAUAUUGCGCCCACUGCAACAACGCCAAACCACCAGGACUCCGGAAAUGCUGGAUAUCCCACCGAUCCCGUCGAUAAAGUGAUUUCUAUGUUAUUACCGUCUCAGCGUAGCGCCGCCGAAGGAUAUUCCCAUGACACGAUCCCCUCCUUCGCUUCAAGCCCGACUUCGCCGAGCUUUGUGCCGGUAGCGACCGAGUCUCCUGCUUUCCCAGAACCAGCCUCGGUCGACGAUUUUCUCUUCGAACUUGAUCAGGGAAUCGAGCCCUCACUCGAGCCUCCCCUGUCCGAUGACACAUCUUCUACAACAGCAAUAUCGCUUCGUGACCGAUUUAGCGUCCCAUUUUCCCGGUCGACACCCACUUUCUCCGAUGCUUCAUCCACAAUUGCCCCAUCUUUUACAUCGUUCACAUCGUCUUUAAGGAAGAAAGUUGCAAGCAUUGCGUCUGCAGGCGCUUUCUUCAACGAAUGCUUGGACUCGAAGCCAUAUCGAACCUUCUCUGUGCGAACGUUUUGCGAGAGCUUAUUCAAUAGUCGUCGUGCUGCUAAUGCCAGGAUCGUGUCCCUUCAACGAUAUGGGGACCUCCAAGGGGUCCCGCAUCGAUUUCUCAUCAUGCGUGUCACUCGAGCCGAUGGGAGGGAGUUCUACCUUCGGCUGGAUCGCAGACGGGACCACCAAGUUCCCUUGUUGUUGUUUGGGGUACGGGAUUUGGGAACUUCACGCGCGAUAGAUACGCAAGUCCAGCGUAGAGGCUGUUAUGGUCUUCCCUACUCCUGCUCCUUUGAUCCCGGCUGCCCACAUUCUUGACAAUGUCUGACCCUAUGCUAUCAUCUGUUGAUCCACUCACUGCGUGUAGGAAAAUUGUUGGUUUUUCGCUUCCACCAUUCAGGAAAUGUUAAUGCGGAUGUUUGGGGCAAAGUAUGAUAAAGGGGUUCUUAAUCAUCCCACAAUCAGCCCUGA